GAUUGGUUGAGAAGGCAGAACUUCCGGAAGCGCAGGUUGGAACCGAAGUAACAAACUUCAUCGCCUUAAAAUUAGAAACGAAAGCGAAGGGCGACGCGUACCAACUUAUUAAACAAUUGUAAUGAGUUUCAGACAUGGACGACAUAAACAUUCAUUAUCGAUUUCUGAACUGGAGGAGGCGAAUCAGAGAAAUCCGUGAAGUACGAGCAGUACGAUACCGCGAGCGACUCAAAAGGAUGAUGAGAGAUGGGGACAUACUCAGGUAUCAAGGAAGUUCAGAUGAAGUUGGGUGUUACGUGGCGGCCCGACCGUUAUCAAAGAGAAACAACUAUUUUGAAGUGACAAUCAUUGAUACAGGUGUGAGGGGGAUGAUCGCUGUUGGUUUGGUGCCUCAGUUCUACAAGCUGGAUCAUCAGCCAGGCUGGCUUCCACAUUCUGUGGCUUUCCAUGCUGAUGAUGGCAAGCUGUAUAAUGGCAACACUGUGGGACAGCAGUUUGGUCCAAAAUGCUGCAGAGGUGAUAGGAUUGGCUGUGGAAUAUCUCUGGACACUUCAGAUGAUGGACAGAUAACAGUAUUUUUUACCAAAAAUGGAAAGGAAGUAGGCUGUGUGGAGAUCCCAGCAUCUCCGGAUGCUUUCUACCCUGCAGUGGGAAUGCACUCUCUCGGUGAAGAGGUACUCCUGGACCUGCAUGCUGAAUGGGGAAUGGACGACGAUGAUGGACAAAUGAUAGUGGAUAGCCAUGAAGAAGAUUGGGGUCGUCUCCAUGACAUUAAGGUGACCGGCAUGUUGCUGGAGUAUGUGGGUAAAGGGAAAAGCAUUGUGGACGUCGGCUUGGCUCUGGCCCGUCGACCUCUAAAUACCCGCUUCCACUACUUUGAACUAGAGAUUACAGAUGCUGGAGAGAAAUGUUACAUUGCCCUGGGGUUGGCACGCAGGGAUUACCCCAAAAACAGACACCCAGGUUGGAGCAGAGGCUCCAUAGCUUAUCAUGCAGAUGAUGGAAAGCUGUUCCAGGGCAGCGGUGUUGGCGAUCCUUUUGGGCCACGCUGCUUUGAAGGAGACAUUAUGGGCUGUGGCAUCAUGUUUCCACGUGACUACAACCUUGAUGAUGAAGAUGACACAGAGGACUGGGAUGUGGACAUGAAGCCUAAUGAAAUUCAGAAUGACUUGUUUGCAAAUAAUGAAGAUGAAGAGGAUGCUGGAGAUGGUUUGGCAGGGCAGAAGGUCACGGUGUUCUUCACUCGAAAUGGAAAAGUAGUGGGCCGGAGAGAAGUGGUUUUACCAUUGGGAGGCUUUUACCCCACUAUUGGCAUGAUGAGCAGUGGGGAGAAGGUCCGGGUGGACCUGCACCCCCUCAGUGGCUGACUGGGGCAGAGGUGAAAGCACAGGAGGGGACGGGGAUGAAUGAGCUUGAAAACUGUCUUCACAAGAAAAAGGCAUGAAGACCUUUUUGGAGAUCUGACACUACCUCUCUUUAUCGGCAAACUCCAAUGUGCUAUUUAAAAAAUACACUCCAGUAUAGCUGUCGACUGUGGCGCUAUUAUUUUGAAAUGCUUUUUUUUUUCUUCUUCAAUGAUCACUAUGAAUGCCAGUAAUAGAUGUGCCAAAAAAGCCUUUGUGAUGCAAUAGAUUUUAUAGAAAAAUUCACUCUGCAAUAUUUGACGGUUAAGACACUUUUUGACAACUAAAUCACAUAAAGAUAAUUAAAUAAUACAAAAUAUGGUGUCAACACACUAAGUAAAACUGCAACACUGAAACAAUACAUGGUUCACAGAGGCCAUGUUCAGACAGCUUAAUUCUGAUAUCAAACGCUAAUUAAAUCGAUGGGCUGUAUUGUUUUUUGUUUUUUUUCCUCGCACUGGAACCUGUACCGUGGGUUGCACCUAAAUAAUGAGCCUCGUCUGUUCUCACCAGAGGAGUGAUAUCAGCAGUAAUUUGUGUCAGUGUCACUGUGACGGUGUGCAGCCUCUGCAGGCAGACUGCGCUCGUUACCGGGUGUUUCUGAAAGCUGCUUCUCAUUGUUGUUCACUUACAGAUGACACAUUACUGACACCCAGUGGUGAGAACGGUAGUUUGGAAAAGCCAUUCACAGGAAGUCUUCCAGAAAUGUACAAUGACAUGAACCUGUUUUUUUUUUUUUUUUUUUUUUUUUUUUUACAACGCAGCUGUCUUUCGACACCCCACAGCUGUAAGUGCACAGCUGUUCCAGGCUGCGGUCAGUUGAGGUGUGGGACCUCAGAGCCUUGCUGCUGUGCACGCUGCCACUCUGUGACAGGUUUCAGGCACACCUGCAGGGCCAUGACUGUUAUCAGUCACAUGGAUACUUUUGCUGAGUGACCUUUGCGCGCUGUGAGAAAGGCCCGUGGGCCACGUGUUUGCACUCUGUUCAUUCUUUGUGUGAGUGCACGUCAUUAGAACUCACUGAGUACUUUGUGCUUCUGCAUGCAUGUUUGUUCUGACAUAAUGUCAUUACAGCAUAUUUAUGACAAUCAUUUUAAAAGAAAUAAAGCCACAUUUGAGGAAAGUAUGGACUAUUAAAUAUGUUGAAACUUGACAAACUGUUUUU
This is a messenger RNA of Thalassophryne amazonica, 2568 nucleotides long. Its product is annotated as SPRY domain-containing protein 3-like. The transcript has 11 exons. NCBI's taxonomy places the organism in Eukaryota, Metazoa, Chordata, Actinopteri, Batrachoidiformes, Batrachoididae. Gene Ontology annotation, molecular function: protein binding. Bases 135 to 1367 code for a protein of 410 amino acids. The record is from RefSeq and is a predicted model, not a curated record.